Haliotis rufescens (red abalone) is the source of this 3493-nucleotide messenger RNA. RefSeq lists its product as uncharacterized. The transcript has 31 exons. Gene Ontology annotation, molecular function: calcium ion binding. The coding region runs from base 5 to 3493 and encodes 1162 amino acids. NCBI's taxonomy places the organism in Eukaryota, Metazoa, Mollusca, Gastropoda, Lepetellida, Haliotidae. Gene Ontology annotation, cellular component: protein-containing complex; plasma membrane. The record is from RefSeq and is a predicted model, not a curated record. Gene Ontology annotation, biological process: heterophilic cell-cell adhesion; establishment or maintenance of epithelial cell apical/basal polarity.
UAUCAUGAGAGAAGUCAUGGCGGAAUAUUUGUUGUCUCUCCUCCUGAUUCUGAUGCCUCUGUUCGGUGUGGAUGCUCAGUCUAAACACUUCACAGGAGGAUCAGUGAGCUUCAAGUUCGUCGAUACAUCGAAACCAACAGAGUAUAAGAUCCAAUUAACGAUUGUUACCGGAUGGACGUUGGGUCAAGGACCCUGUGGCGAACACUGUUCGAUCAAUGACGUGGGAAGAAGCACAGUUAUAACUCGAAAUCAUAUGUUAAACAUGAAUGGCGAUGUAUAUUUUGGAAACUGGACUUCGGAGGCUGGAUCCGGAAGUAGCGUCACUUACAGUGUGAUCACUGACAAAGUAGCCAAGAGACUCACUGGCGAAGUAGCAGCCGUAAAUGUGCCCCUCGGGUGGGAACAGGAAAUAGCGGAGGUCAUUCUUGAAGUCGAUCCAUUACGAAAAUAUACAGAUAUUGAGCUGCACGGUUACUCCUGGAAAGACUUUGACUAUGGUUACACUGGCGACACAAGAUUUCACCUUCAAGUCAAGAUUAAUGCACAUGAACGCAGUGAUACAGGGCAACCGAACAACAGCCCUGUUGCGAUGUUUAAGCCAACAUACAAGAUUCUCUUGAAUAGCGUAACCGUCAUCAAACUCUCCACCAUGGACAAGGAUGGGGAUUUUGUUCAAUGUCAGUUGGCAACGUUCAUAACAGCUGGUGGUCUCCCGGACCCACGUAACACGACCAUAAAUAAGGACUGCAGCAUAGAAAUCAGUGCCUAUGAAUCCGAUCAGUUCUUUGAUGGAGGAUGGGGCGCGCUACCUGUUAAGAUCAGUGACUAUAACUCCAAACCUAUAAGCCUCAAGGGGGAGCCUCGUCCAGUUAUACCAGUUGGAUCACAGUCUCUCAGUGAUAUAACGGUUCAAUUCAUGAUACAGACUCUGAAAAUCAUAGAGGCGCCUGAAUUUGUGGACCCCACAAAGAGUAGUCAACAUGUGUUCUACGUUUAUGCUGGUUCAACACUGGAAAUACCUCUCUAUGCUAAGCCAUACGAUACGACCAAAAGUGAGAUUUCUUUCUUCAAUUUGAGAUCAAUUCCAAGGAGAUCAUUUCCUAUACCCCCACUGCAAUAUGACACCAGUCGCACAAGUGAUGGCAUCAAAUACGCACUAGUGAAAUGGCGUCCAGAGAUAGCAGAUGUUGGCACCUAUGUCCUCAGUGCAUUGGUAACGGAUAACUUGGGAAAUGACGGACUUGAUAGGAAUUACAACAUCAUUGUCAGAGACCUUAACUUCACAACUCCUGAUGUUGGUACGUUGACUCGACCCUUCUUUACAUUAUUCCCCACUGAUAUUGUAAUACGGUGCCUACAGAACUCAACAUGUUCCUUCCCUAUUUACUCUACAACUAGACGCGCUGGAGGACGAAUACAAUCUGUGAAAUAUUUAACGUCGACUUUCAAGAAUACGCAAAUUUCGUCGCCUGUCAUAGUGACCAAGAAUACACAAGAAAUGUUUGAGACUGAUGUAACAAUAACAUCGGAUCAGGUUGGCGGACAAAGAAUAUGUUUCCAGGCGUAUGACGACCAAGGGACAACGUCUGAGAAGAAAUGCCUUGGGGUCACAAUGGAAAUCGAUGAUCCCUGCAAGUCAGCUCCGUGUAAUUCCGGCCACUGUAAUAGCAACGGCUCAACCUUCAAAUGUAUUUGCACAGUCGGAUACACUGGCGAAUUUUGUGAUACAGAUGUGGACGAGUGCCUGAGCAAUCCAUGCCAACACGGCGGAACCUGUUCCACCAGACACCUCUACCUAAAUUUUUACUUCUGUAUUUGCACUUCGGAAUUCACUGGAACUAACUGUGAAUUAAAUAUAAAUGAUUGCAAACCCGACUCAUGUUCUGGAGCUGGUAUAUGCAUUGACCUGGUGGGAGACGUUAAGUGCGAGUGCAACAAGGGACAUUCUGGCCAACAAUGUGAAAACCCUGACCCGCUUUGCUCCAGUCAUGUGUGCGCCAACCAGGGAGUAUGCGUGGUGGAACAGAGUAAAGCAGUGUGUCGAUGUCCACUGGGGUAUGGUGACCCUCUCUGCCAAACAGAUAAGAAAUCAACUGGCGGAACACCAAUAAAUAAAGACAAUGGACAUAAAGAAUCACCCUUUAUAACUCCAACCCUGGUGAAUGGUGGGGGUAUCCAGUGUACGGUCGGUGUACCAUGUCCUGUUCCACUCUUCAUUCGUCAACCUCCCUCUGGAACCAUUCCACCAGUUACCCUCGGUCCGAAAUCACCGGGAUUAACCGCCAUUGUGGACACUCCAACACCCGACAAAAGCACAGGGCUGCAAAAGACGCUUACAUCUCAUUUGACGGUGACACCAACUAACCCUGGAGAACAAAGCGUAUGCGUCGAUGCCGGGACUGGUGUGAAUGCUGACAGAAUCUGUUACUUGAUACACACCAAGCCACCAGGACCAGGUACUGUAAUAAACAAUACUGCUGCAUUUUUGGAGCCUUCACUACCAGAUGGCAGCAUUGUCAACUGUUACGUCGACAAGCCAUGCCACGCCAUCUUCCACUCUAAAGAUCAUCCUUCUGGAAAUUGCGUUCUGACAUCUGGCAGCACAUCAGCAAUGCCAUUCCCUGUUAAUUCUAAGGACGGAGAGUGUCAAACAGAUGUUUUAUUCACCCCGCCACCAGGGGGAGAUAGUCACGUGUGUCUCCAAGUCAGCUAUCAGGGCGAGAAACGAUGUUACAAAGUGAACGUUAUACCAAAAGACGAGUGCGACCCCAACCCUUGUAUCAACGGAGGUGGUUGUGCAAAUCAACCACAGCAGUCUCUCGGUUACCAGUGCGUGUGUACAGAAGAUUUCACAGGAGAUACAUGUCAACAAACUAACCCAUGCCACUCACACCCAUGCCAGAACGGUGGCGAUUGCGUUAGGCAUGUGACGUCCCACCAAUGUCAUUGUCCGGUAGGCUACACAGGGCACGACUGUGAAACAGCUCUUUCUCACACACCAGAAGCCCAGGUGUCAGAACCAACAUUACACAAUGGUGCUACACUACAGUGUCACGUGGGAGAAACAUGUUCCAUCCCGGUAUUUACCAGGGGCCCAGGUGCUCAUGAAACGUUGACUCCUGGUCCCGUUAGCAAUGGCUUACAUGUGAGCAUAACACAACCUGUAGCCAGCACGACAGCGCCCGACCUAAACCAAGGCAGUGUUCAGGUAACACCUACAGCGACCGGUAACGAAAAGGUCUGCAUCCAGACAACGUCAGGACAGCCACACAGCGAUCAGGUUACUUGUUACCAUGUCAACGUGACGCCACCAGGAGGUGGUGGUGGUGGUUCAGGAUCAGGAUCGGGAACAACUUCAAGCACAGACCACUUCGAAGCUCCAACUCCCACAGAUGGGAGCACAGUUCCCUGUGCUGCUGGCGACGACUGUCACCUAUUAGUAUACUCCAAACCAACUACAGGGACCAAAUGGUACGUUUACAUGCUGUAUUAA